AUGCUUCCAUCAAUUUACGGGGAAUUGAAGAGUCAUCUACUGAAUGAAAAGCCUGUGUGGAAGUCUCUUGCAUGCGCCCAAGAAGCUCCGCAAACAGCGAUAGGUGGCCUAGAUCAGUUAAAGAAAAGCAAAUUCGAAGAUGAGGAUUCGGACGAAGAAGAACACUUCGUCGACGCCGACAAGCAGGAAACCAAAGAAACAAGAAAUAAAACCGUGUCCGAAACAGAGAAAAGCAAGGGGUGGCAUCAUCGCGAAAAAGUAAGCAGAAGCGAUUUCGACGCUUGGGCCCGAAAUCCUAGUUACAGCAAUGUAGACGGCGAGAAGGCAUGGGAACUGGUCUCAAUGGCAAACCACUUCCACCCGUCCGUCUCGAUGUUUGCGAAAAAUGUCAUUUCUGGUGGGGACGAGAAAUAUCCUGGCGACCCGCUGAACGAUUUUACUAUAAUGCGUUUCUUGGAUCGAUUUGUGUAUAAAAAUCCGAAAGCGGAAAGAAAAUCGCCCAGAAGCAUCAAUCAACGCCGGGUCAAUAAGUAUCUCGACACGCAUCAGUUACCAGUUACUUCUUUGGAGUUCCUUCAAGCCAAAGAGCACGAGCUUGGACCACAUGAUCGUUUUAUGCAAAAGUUCUUCCAAAUGCGAGCUUCUGGCGUGACUUCGAAAGCAAAAGAAGAUCAGGAUAUUGACGAUGUGGACGACGACGAGUUUGACAGAAUCCUUGACGGCGAUCUUCGUGGCUGGGAGAACCGUGUUGGCAAGAUUGACUCCACUCUAGCUACUCCUAAGCAGCGGAAAGCAAUGAAAAAACGCGGGGAUCUGGAGGAGCUCGAAGAUUUGGACGACGAUGAUAUUGAUUUUGGCGAUUUAUACUCGGAUGAUGAAAAUGAAGAAGAGGAAGAGAUCAGUCCCGAGCUCAUAGAAGACUACGACGGAAUUCUGAGCGAUGAAGAUGAAGAAGAGAGUCCAACGAAGCGGGUGAAGCUUGCGAAAUUAGAACAAGAUGCAGAGCAAGUUGGGGACCUGCUGGACGACGCUGGCAUACUUUCUAAACAAGAAAAGUGGGAGCAAGGAAGGAAUAAGAAGAGGGGCGUAAAGAAUAAUAUAAAAUCGAAGGGCCCGCGAAAACGAACGGGAAAAAUGAAGUCAACAAAAAAAAGAUAG
Molecule: messenger RNA, 1158 nt
Organism: Oikopleura dioica
Lineage: Eukaryota; Metazoa; Chordata; Appendicularia; Copelata; Oikopleuridae
Source: the annotation of a GenBank genome assembly